This is a messenger RNA of Raphanus sativus (radish), 889 nucleotides long. RefSeq lists its product as uncharacterized. The transcript has a single exon. Lineage: Eukaryota; Viridiplantae; Streptophyta; Magnoliopsida; Brassicales; Brassicaceae. The coding region runs from base 419 to 784 and encodes 121 amino acids. The record is from RefSeq and is a predicted model, not a curated record.
UAGAAAGAGUUUUCAUUUUCGUACAUGAGAAGUCACUUCUGCCAAUCUAUAUUUACUUCGGUGAUGUAACUGCUUGUUAUCAUGUCCUCUCAAUGUUAAGCUAAUAAUAAGUCAGCAAUCUUCUUUUAUGUCACCAAACUUUAUAAUGACAUCUGGUCAACUGACUAAAUUUGCCAGAAUAUAAGACGAAAAUAGACCUAUUUGCCCUUUUGAUGAACCUCACUCAUGUUGUUGAAUAGUGUUCAGAGGGAACAAGGAUUCAAACAGCUACAGUUCUUUUGACGUCAAGAUUCCUAAAUAUGCCGGUAGAUAUGUCUCAAUCCUCACGUGGUGUAUGUAAUGUAAUAACACUUACAUUCUAUAUAUUUUAUUAUCUUUUGUAAAUCACUUGGAAGUUUUGUGCAUUUACACAAGAGUGAUGGAAGAAGAUUGUGGUGCAUUUGUAGCGGACUGUGUUGUUCUGUCAUGCUGCUGCCAGUGCCUUGUGUUACAAGUCACUGGCUUUGUCUUGUUCAAGAUCCCUCUGAAACUUGUGAAGAAGGUGAAGAAGUUUGUGAAGAGAAGACGUGGAAAGACCUUGCAGCCAAGGAUGGAGGAGGAUGUCGUCGUCAAAGAGGAUGAGCACUGGUGUGGAAAUGAGUUUGGUUUUGAAGAAGGCUCGUCAAGAUUUAAUUGCAUUGAAGACAUUGAGGGAAUGUUGCAAGAGCUGUCUAUGAAUGAAGAGUUGGUGUUUGGAAGCUUCUGGCGCCAUGAAGAUUCUUCUGUCAUCCUAGAUGUCAAAUAGUGAAAAAGAAAAAAUCAGAGAUUCUUACACAUCUUGUUUGCUUUAAAUUCUUGUUUGUGUUAUCAUUGAUCACGAAUAAAAGAAGCUCAAGGAGAGAGACCUCAA